GAAACAUACUAAACACGUUGCUACUGCUAAUAAUAUUAAGAUAAAAAAAAACUCUUCCAUCAGCUGUAGUAUAGCAAAACACAGAGAGAAUAUUUACUCGGGUAUCGACCUUCGCACACUAUUAAUUACAAGCAGAAUUACUGGAGUCAACCGAUCCCAUUGAAGAUGAGCCUGAGAAAGCAGACCCCGAGUGACUUUCUGAAGCAGAUAAUUGGGAGACCUGUGGUGGUCAAACUGAACUCUGGAGUCGAUUACAGAGGUGUCCUGGCCUGUCUGGAUGGCUACAUGAACAUCGCCAUAGAGCAGACAGAGGAGUAUGUCAAUGGACAGCUUAAGAACAAGUAUGGGGACGCCUUCAUUAGAGGAAACAAUGUUCUAUACAUCAGCACCCAGAAGAGGAAGGUGUAGGCUAAAGAUGACUCUGUGAUUUCAUUUUUUUUUUUUUUUGUUUGUUUGUUUUAGUGAUUCAUGACGACGCAGCUGUGCUUAAGUUUUUGGUUUUGUAAAGCCUGAAUUCCUGAACAAUGUUCGUUUUGUAAAAGUGGAAUAUGUUAAUAAAUUCUGAGUUUUGACUUA
Messenger RNA from Mugil cephalus (flathead mullet), 576 nucleotides. RefSeq names its product LSM6 homolog, U6 small nuclear RNA and mRNA degradation associated (gene lsm6). The coding region runs from base 166 to 408 and encodes 80 amino acids. The record is from RefSeq and is a predicted model, not a curated record. The transcript is spliced from 4 exons. Gene Ontology annotation, biological process: maturation of SSU-rRNA; mRNA splicing, via spliceosome. Gene Ontology annotation, molecular function: RNA binding. Lineage: Eukaryota; Metazoa; Chordata; Actinopteri; Mugiliformes; Mugilidae. Gene Ontology annotation, cellular component: P-body; nucleolus; U6 snRNP.